GCCACACUCAAUGCUUCACAUGUGUAGCUUGAUAUUUGUACCCAGAGAUGCUGUGAAUGAUCACAUUGAUAUUAUGGCAGGAAAGCACGGUAGGAGGUCAAUUCGAAACCGCUUCAAUGUGACAGGAACAGGAAGUGGUGAACAGAGCAAUCUACAACAUGAGGCUCGUCUCAUUCCUCUGUCUCGACACUGCCUGUUCAUUAUCUCAGCCUUUUCAAAUUCAUCUUGCUUUGCCAUGAAUUUAACUUAAAUCUGGAGGGAAUAUCUUCAGCCCUAUCCUGCCUGGCACCUGUUUGAAUCUCGGGAGGCAAAAUGACACAAACAAAUGCUGGAACUGCCAAUGGUACCAUGAAGAAGGGAGAGGAACUUAAGAUUGUGAUAGUGGGAGAUGGUGGCUGUGGGAAAACAUCCCUUCUGAUGGUUUAUGCUAAAGGUGAUUUUCCAGAGAAAUAUGCCCCGUCUGUGUUCGAAAAAUAUGUCACAACCAUCUCUCUCGGACAAAAAGAGAUAAAGCUCAACCUGUAUGACACAGCGGGGCAGGAUGACUACGACAGACUGCGGCCACUCUCAUACCAAGAAGCCGAUUUGAUUUUAGUCUGCUUCGAUGUGACUAAUCCUACUAGCUACGAGAAUGUCCUGAUAAAGUGGCACCCAGAGGUGAAGCACUUCUGCCGGGACACUCCUGUCAUCCUGAUUGGCUGCAAGACUGACCUCAGGAAGGAUAAAGAGUGUUCAAGGAAGCUCAAGGCUAUGAAUCAGGACCCCAUCACUUAUGGACAGGGGGAGGAGACCCGGCAGCAGAUGAAUGCAGAGCUCUACCUCGAGUGUUCAGCAAAGCAUCAGGAGAACGUGGAAGACGUUUUCAGAGAGGCCACCAAAAGGACUUUGGCUUUCAAUCGAAAACAAAAGAAUUUCAAGAGGAAGAAGAAAUGUGUUGUUUUGUGAAGUCAAAAACACACUGGAGGACUCCACUUGCUAACUUUCUCAUUCACACUGAGGAAGGUUGGACAUUUAGAGACAAGGGGUUUGCAGCUUCCAGAGUCAGAACUGUGGGCCCCUCUGAAUCAUCAGCCCUUUACCUUCGCAAGAACAUAACUAUUGAGGUAACAGGAAACACAGUUUUGCAAGAAAUGGCGGUGGUGUGCAACCUAAAAUGCCUUUGGUCAAUUUAUUUGUACUUUUGUAUGAGAUGCAUUUUGUAUUUUUAUAUAUAUUUUCUAAUAUAAAGCUUUUUGCGGUUUAAGAAAACCUGUAUUUUUAUUGAAAUGUUAGUCUUUUAGAGGAGAUCUUUUUUACUGAAUCAGGUUUAAAAGCUGCUGGUAGGUAACAGAAUAGUGUUUAAAUUCAACACAUAAUGGUACUGUGACAGAGUUAGUUCAUUUCCAGUAAAACAAAACGCUGAACCAGAAUUUGCUUUGGAGCUGAGCCAACAUGGAGCAGAUCUCUAAUCUUUACCAACAGCGCCCACUGGUGUUGGAAACCAUGAAUGUGUACCAUGGGAGAACAUUUAGGUAUUUACAUGAUUCCCACAUAGUCAAGUAAAUAAAUGAAAUGUAAUUUGGUCUCAUUGCACAACAAAACAAAACAAAGCAGAAAUAGCAACAAAGUUUGAUUAGGUGUUUAUUUAUUAAUAUACUUUAUACAACAAUGUACACAGAUUGAGGAAUUGUUAACUGUCACGUCACUGAUCAUACUCAAGCACCAGUUAGUCUUGAAAUGAACGGUGAAAACAUUAACAUCAGCUACAUCAUAAAAAUGAGGAAAUCAAGUUGUUCUGUGCAUCUUGUCAACGCUUACAUCAAAAGUAGCAUCUUGGUAUUUGAAUAAACAUGCUUAAAUGUUCCCCUCAAUAAAAGUGAUUUGAUUCUUUUCAGCAUGA
Molecule: messenger RNA, 1879 nt
Organism: Eleginops maclovinus (Patagonian blennie)
Lineage: Eukaryota; Metazoa; Chordata; Actinopteri; Perciformes; Eleginopidae
Gene: rhof
Product: ras homolog family member F
Exons: 5
Coding region: 313-945 (210 amino acids)
Biological process (GO): small GTPase-mediated signal transduction
Cellular component (GO): cytosol
Molecular function (GO): GTP binding; GTPase activity; protein kinase binding
Source: RefSeq, a predicted model, not a curated record